AGGAGCGGAUUACAAUUGGUGAGUGCAGAGAAUUGGUAAUCAUCGCAAUUCAGUUUGCUCGGAGGCUGCCACAACAGGAAUGCCUGCAGGAGCCGAUCCAGGAUCCCAGUCCACACGGAACCAACUACCGACUACCGCCAAUGCACAGGGGCGGCGGAACCAGCUGUACAAGAAGCUAACUGCUGUUCAGGAAGGACGGGUUCGCAAUUGGGUGGAGGAACAGUUUAUACAUUUAGACGCCGAGUGGAUCAAGCGGCAGAAACCAGGCGCAAGGCUCACCACUCUUUCUGCCUAUGUUGACAUGAUAAUGCCUGUCCACUCGGUAAUUCUUCAAAUACCACCGACACCGUCCUCAACUUCUAUCCGCUUUCAGUUCUUUCUGCGCCUCACAAUCGAUAUUUUUGACCGGUCCACGAUGUACCAUCAUUCGCCCGAUGUCGCUCGAUCUCCCUCCGACGAGCAACACGAGGAACUUCUGAAACUCGUGGAUUGUUUUUGCCUAUUUGAUGAGGGAUGGGUAGCAAUCCUUUCUUCUCAAUACUGGGACAUUGAUAAAAAGAAACCACUGGAAUACGAGCCGGGCACACAGAAGAACAACAGUCGAACAGGGUUGAGCGAGACAGAGAAGAGUAUGUUACAGAGUACACUCAUCAACGGAAAGGCAGCCGUAGAUGAUGGCUAGAAGAUUAUGUCGGACUCGACGACAAAAACCUUAAGAGAAGUUCUAUGAGUCGUUCUGCAAGACCCUCGAGAUACUGGAGGGGGAUGAAGAAACAGAGCUGCUGAAGGGCACGCCCGACUUUACGUAUCCGGAAG
This is a messenger RNA of Cantharellus anzutake, 816 nucleotides long. RefSeq lists its product as uncharacterized. The record is from RefSeq and is a predicted model, not a curated record. Lineage: Eukaryota; Fungi; Basidiomycota; Agaricomycetes; Cantharellales; Hydnaceae. The transcript is spliced from 2 exons. The coding region runs from base 80 to 682 and encodes 200 amino acids.